GGCCUGGCCCGCCGGUCCAGCCACUCUGCUCUCCCUCCCUCUGCUCAGUCUGGCUGGCAGGAGGCUGGGACUCCGCCUGUGGCGCCCCAGGCCUGCUGACCCACCGGCCUAGGAGCACCCGCCAAGCUCAGGGUCACCGUGGAGGCAUCUGCCGGCCAUGCUCAGCCUCAAGCUUCCCCAACUCCUUCGGGUCCACCAGGUCCCCCGGGUGUUUUGGGAAGAUGGCAUCAUGUCUGGCUACCGCCGGCCCACCAGCUCCGCCUUGGACUGUGUCCUCAGCUCCUUCCAGAUGACCAACGAGACGGUCAACAUCUGGACUCACUUCUUGCCCACCUGGUACUUCCUGUGGCGCCUCCUGGCGCUGGCAGGGGGCCCCAGCUUUUGGGCGGAGUCGUACCACUGGCCGCUGCUCAUCUUCCUGCUGCCCGCCUGCCUCUACCCCUUUGCGUCGUGCUGCGCGCAUACCUUCAGCUCCAUGUCGCCCCGCGCGCGUCACAUCUGUUACUUCCUGGACUACGGCGCGCUCAGCCUCUACAGCUUGGGCUGCGCCUUCCCCUAUGCGGCCUACUCCAUGCCGGCCUCCUGGCUGCACGGCCACUUGCACCAUCUCUUUGUACCCACCGCCGCACUCAAUUCCUUCCUGUGCACCGGCCUGUCCUGCUACUCUCGGUUCCCCGAGCUAGAAAACCCUGGGCUCAGUAAGGUCCUGCGCACAGCCGCCUUCGCCUACCCCUUCCUGUUUGACAACCUCCCGCUCUUCUAUCGGCUCGGGCUGUGCUGGGGCAGGGGCCACGACUGUGGGCAGGAGGAGCUGAGCACCAGCCACGGCUACCACCUCUUCUGUGCACUACUCACGGGCUUCCUCUUUGCCUCCCACCUCCCCGAGCGUUUGGCACCAGGACGCUUUGACUACAUCGGCCACAGCCACCAGCUGUUCCACAUCUGUGCAGUGCUGGGCACCCACUUCCAGUUGGAGGCGGUGCUAGCUGAUAUGGGCUCGCGCCGAGUGUGGCUGGCCACACAGGAACCCGCCCUGGGCCUGGUGGGCACGGUGGCCACACUGGGCCUGGCAGUGGCAGGGAACCUGCUCAUCAUUGCUGUCUUCACGGCCGCCCUGCUUCAGGCCCCCAGUACAUGCCCCCUGCUACAAGGGGGCCUGCCGGACGGGGCUACCCAGGCCAAACAGCAGUGAGGCUGCACCCCUCCCCUGCCCUGAUGGGAGGCAGAGGCCAGGCCCAGUGCUGGGGAGAGCUCCUGUCGCAGGCCUGACUGAGUCGGGGGUGCAGCUGAGAAGGCAGAGAGAAGGCAGAGGGGAGGAGAGAGGGGCUGGGGGGUGCUGAGAGUGGGCGG
Messenger RNA from Choloepus didactylus (southern two-toed sloth), 1350 nucleotides. It is a transcript of the gene PAQR6, whose product is annotated as progestin and adipoQ receptor family member 6. NCBI's taxonomy places the organism in Eukaryota, Metazoa, Chordata, Mammalia, Pilosa, Megalonychidae. The record is from RefSeq and is a predicted model, not a curated record. Bases 158 to 1192 code for a protein of 344 amino acids. The transcript has 8 exons. Gene Ontology annotation, cellular component: membrane. Gene Ontology annotation, molecular function: signaling receptor activity.